GAAGCAUCUGGGAAAUUUAGCUUCGGAAAGCCGCUAAGAGCUCCAACCUUCACUCCUUAUCCUCUUUGCCUUUGCUUUCUCUCUUUAGCCCUUUUUUCUUUUUCAUUUUCAUUUUUUCCCCUUUACUUCCCUCCAAUCUUUCUCUCAGUUUCUUUGAAUCAAAUCUUCAUUUCACAUUCUAAUUUAUCAAAGAUUUCGUCAUUUCAGCAAUUCCUCUUUGCUUCAGUUUGAAUUAUAUGUUGUCGAAUCCUUUAGCCUUCUUUUGUCCCUCCAUUGUCUUGUUUUAUGAACUUUUUGUGUCUUUUAAAUUUUCUGCAAACCCUGAAAGCAAAGCCUUUUAUGAACCCGUAUUCCGUUCUUGCUAGUAUUUUGAUUUUCGUCUCUAGGUAACCUUCACUUUUGCAGAAUUAUAGAUUCUUGAAUUGAACUGGUUUUGGAGUUCAACAAAAUUAUCCGUUAGGAGGGUUUAGAUAGAUAUAUAAUCAUGAAAGGUGAAAGAAUGGUGAAGAGAUCAUCAUUUGGAAGAAUAGUAAGGAAAAGGCUAUCUGACAUUACCAACUCUCAGUCCCAACACAAAUUGGUUAGCCUCGAGGAAAAGCAGCCUCCAAUUCCUAACUCCACAGAUGACUUGAUUAAUCUGCUUCUUAAGGAGAAAGCAGCUCUAAUGCAGCUUAUUGAGGAGAGAAAUAAAAUCAUAGCAUUGAGUGAUAACCGACUGAGGAAUCUGCGAAUGCAUUAUCAGAAACUGCAGCUGCAGAACUGGAAUCUUGCUCAAUCAAACAGCCAGAUGUUAGCAGUCAGUUUCUCCUUGUUCAUUGAGCUUAAUUUAGGAAGAGAAAAACUGAAGGCACUUCAACAUGAAGUUGUAUGCAAGGAUGCCUUACUUAAAGCAAAGAAUUUGGAGCAAGCGGGAAAAGCAGAUAUUAAAUAUCAAAGCACUGGCUUCCAGGAAGUGGAGAAGAAUAUGGAAGGACAAUGCUUAAACAAAGCUAAUAACAACAGGAAGCCUGGUAGUCGCAUCAGAAGGCAUACAGCAAGAAGUCGAUCUAUGGGCCCUUCCACUACGUCUAAACAAGGCCUGGAAAAAGAGAAGCUUGAAAACAAAAAGCGAUGUUUGAGAAGGCAAUCUGCUAGGUUCAAAUCCCACGAAAGAGAGCCUAUGCAGAACUUGUUCGAGAUUGAAGAUGCUAAAUUUCCAAUCACUCGGCCACUUGAUAGUCCAAUGCAGGAAGAUGGUCUGAUAACUCAAUCUGGUUCAUCUGUUGUAAAGGAAGAAACAUUUGAGCCAGGAAAUGAAGCACAUGUAGCACAAAGAUCUUCACUCGGCAGACCAGUUCGCAGAGCAGUAUCUUCACUCGGCAGACCAGUUCGCAGAGCAGUUGAGAAGGUGCAAUCCUAUAAAGAAGUUCCCCUUAAUACCAAAAUGCGCAGGUAAGAAUGAGCAUGUUCUACCAUUGAGUUCCCACAUUUGUCAUUGUAAGCUAUAACUAAUGUUUGUGUUCUUCUGCAUAUUUAACUGGUGAGAGUGCUGUUGUGCCAUUGUAAGUUUAACAAUUGUUGUAAUGUAAAAGGGGUUUCAAUGA
This is a messenger RNA of Hevea brasiliensis (rubber tree), 1583 nucleotides long. Its product is annotated as shugoshin-1. The transcript has 9 exons. NCBI's taxonomy places the organism in Eukaryota, Viridiplantae, Streptophyta, Magnoliopsida, Malpighiales, Euphorbiaceae. Bases 485 to 1435 code for a protein of 316 amino acids. Gene Ontology annotation, cellular component: chromosome, centromeric region; nucleus. The record is from RefSeq and is a predicted model, not a curated record. Gene Ontology annotation, biological process: maintenance of meiotic sister chromatid cohesion; meiotic sister chromatid segregation.